This is a messenger RNA of Ambispora leptoticha, 1296 nucleotides long. The record is from the annotation of a GenBank genome assembly. NCBI's taxonomy places the organism in Eukaryota, Fungi, Glomeromycota, Glomeromycetes, Archaeosporales, Ambisporaceae.
AUGAGCAGCCAAGAAAAACUUCCAUGGCCUGUGACAAAGAAGAGAAAAUCCAAAAAAGAGAUUCCCGAAGAUAGCCAAGAAUGUAACUCUAAGCGAGUUAAAGUCACUGCAAAUGCAACGAGGGACUUGCUAAUUGCUACAAGAUCCGCUUUUAGUCGUUCUGCAGACCCGGCACGAAUGGUAGGCCGAGAAAUGGAACAUGCAGAAAUUACCAAAUUCCUACAAACAGCCAUUUCCGAUCACGUUUCUGGCCGUCUUUACAUAGCUGGAAGUCCCGGCACCGGGAAAACAGCACUAGUGCAUACAGUUUGUCGAGAAUUAAAAUUAAAAGAUAUUGAGGGUUUGCAGAUUGUUGAAAUUAAUUGUAAUACGAUACAACCGAAGAAUCUUUAUUUUGAAUUGGUUAAAAAGUUGUCAGGGAUGGAGAUAAAGAAACGGGUGAAUGCUCAGCGGGAAUUUGAAUCGCUUUUAAAGAAUAAUGAUAAAGGUGAUGAUAAUAAUUCUAGUGUUGUUGUUAUGGACGAGGUUGAUAAUCUCUUCGAAAAGGAUUCCAAUUUGAUAUAUAGUCUCUUUGAAUAUAGCGCGCUUGCUGAUGGGAAAAUGACCUUAAUCGCUAUUGCUAAUGAGAUUAAUCUUGAUAAGAGAUUACUUUCACGUUUGAGCGCAAAAAAUGUCACAGUAGAAUCAUUGACAUUCAAAUCGUACAAGCCAUCAGAAAUAUCAGCGAUUAUUGACGAUCGCUUGAAAUCAGUGGCUAUUAAUGGCGAAAAUUUAUUAAUUGAAUCACAGGCAGUCGAAUUAUGUGCUAGGAAAGUCGCGUCUGAAGGUGGUGACGCGCGACAAGCAAUGGAGCUUUGCAUGUUGGCCUUACAGAAUCUUGAUAAUAAGGAUCAUCAUGGCAAAAACGAUGAGAUUGGGAAAGUGACAUUGACCGAGAUGUCAAAGAUCCUAUCCAAUGCAUUCGUUACAAAUAAAACGGUUCAAAGACUUCGAGAAUUGUCAAUUCAUCAGCAAGCAAUGCUUUGCAGUUUGAUAUUGAUGAGAAGGAAUGGUAAUACUAGUACGACUCAAGCCAAACUAUUCACCUUCUAUCGGGGUUUAUGUAAAAAGCAUUCGGCUCCUCUUAUCAAUCAAGCCCAAUUUCCCGACCUAGUGACAGCUUGUGAAUCAAUUGGACUUUUGAAAUUUGGUCGAGCAAAGCGAAAUGAAGACCGAAAAAUAAUUACAGACAUUUUGGAGAGUGACUUAAGGGAGGCCAUAAAAGAUGUACCACAUGUCAAAAAUUUUCUUAAAUGA